Messenger RNA from Coccinella septempunctata (seven-spotted ladybird), 1975 nucleotides. RefSeq names its product synaptic vesicle glycoprotein 2C-like. The record is from RefSeq and is a predicted model, not a curated record. Lineage: Eukaryota; Metazoa; Arthropoda; Insecta; Coleoptera; Coccinellidae. The transcript has 11 exons. Gene Ontology annotation, cellular component: membrane. Gene Ontology annotation, molecular function: transmembrane transporter activity. Bases 246 to 1829 code for a protein of 527 amino acids. Gene Ontology annotation, biological process: transmembrane transport.
GCUAACCUUCCAUCGAACUGAACUUAUCAACUUCUUGGAAUGUUUUAUAAACAAUGUUAGCGGAAACUUCCAAGUGUUCUUAUCACAAAGGACGGAAUAUUUUUGUCUUUACAUCGAUCGAUAGGAUAUUUAAUCUAGUCCUCUUUUCAUCUUCAAUCAUUCGCGACUUUGUCAUUAACCAAGCUAUAUUUAGCUCACAUUUCCUUUCCCGAGUGAUGUAAAAAAUUGUGUACCUAUUUGUAAAAAUGUUGAAGACCCUCAGUUUUAGCUUCGCUCACGACCAUGUGUUCGAAGCAAAUAAGGAAGAAGCUGACUUCGAAACUGCUAUUCACUAUGCACGUUAUGGCAAGUUCCAAAAAUUUCUACUUGGCGUUUGCGGCCUCAUAUAUGCCACUUGCGCCAUCAGUACUACUACUUUAUCCUUCGUUCUGCCGUCUGCAGAAUGCGAUUUUCACUUGUCCUCGAACGAUAAGGGGAAGCUUUCAGCGAUGCCUUUAAUAGGAAUGAUUUUUGGUUGUUGCGUUUGGGGAUUCGUUGCCGAUUCAAAGGGUAGAAGAACAGCAAUUAUGUCGUCUUUACUAGUAGAUUUCCUAGCAGGUUUCAUAUCUGCCUUCUCGCAAACCUUUCCAGUAUUUUUGAUGUGCAGGUUCUUCAGCGGCUUUGGUAUUAUAGGUGCGACCAGUAUUGUCUUCUCCUAUCUAGGAGAAUUUCUCCCCAAUAAAAAACGGGACACAGUCCUAGGAAGACUGGAAUUAUUCUGGAACGUUGGAAUCAUAAUUUUACCAGGUAUCGCUUGGACAUUAUUGAAUAAAACAACGUUCGAUACCUUCUCUAUGUUGAAUUUUUACAACCCUUGGAGGAUCUUCGUACUCAUUUGUUGUCUCCCAAGUCUCCUGAGUUGCGUGUGCUUGUAUUUCUUGCCAGAAACGCCUAAAUACCUCAUAUCGAAGAGACGCUACCAGAAUGCAAUCAUGGUAUUUCAAAGGGUGUAUAGGAUCAACACAAAUAAACCGCUCAGUUCUUUUCCAGUAACAUCUUUGUCUGGCGAAGGAAACAACAAUGAGAAGAGUAUGGAAUAUGACAGCAAUUCGAAUUACUUCGAACGUUUAAGGGAAAACAUCGUCAGUGGGUUCGAGGAUCUCAAAGAACUGUCCACGCAGCCUUAUCUCAAGUACUUGGGAAUAACAGCCAUCUCCGAUUUUGGACUCAUGGCAAGUUACUACACACUCAUCAUGUGGUUCCCCGAAAUUUUCGAACGUUUCAAUAAUUUCGAAAAUUCGCAUGGCGGUCAAAAGGCUGGUAUAUGCGAAGUCUCUCAAAUAGGUGCCUAUAACGAAACACUGAGUUAUUCAGAGAGAGUAUGCGAACCCGCUGUUAACAACAGGGUGUUCAUCGAGACUAUUAUUAUAGGAUUGAGUUGCAUACCAUCCUCCAUAUCUUUGAGUUUCUUUAUGGCGAAACUCGGCAAGAAAUAUGUCUUAGUGACGAGUUUGUUUUUGGCCGGAUUAUCAACGAUGGCACUCAACUGGGUGUCCAGCUCAGAAGAAACGCUCGUAUUGUCGGCUAUUUUCGAAGCCCUCACCAGUAUUUUGGAAACUGUCCUCUUCUGCGUGGUCGUAGAGCUCUUUCCUACAAAUUUGAGGGCGCCAGCAUUGGCGAUAACUGCAACAGCUGGCAGAAUAGGAGCUAUUUUUGGGAAUUUGGUGUUUGGUGCUCUGAUUGAUAUUCAGUGCAGCGUACCAAUAUACCUCUUCGGAGCACUUCUAGUGGGGAGUGGUAUACUGACUUUGGGAAUUCCACAAUCUGAAACAUAUUUUGUGCUUCACUAGUUCAAGUUUCCUUCAUUUCCUAGGGAAAUAGAGGAUUAUUAUGACUGAUAUUCAGUUAUAAAUUAUUACUUUUAUUAUUAUGUUCAUUGGAACUAUAAAUAUCUAAUAUGUAUUUUCUUUUAUUGGAAUAUAACUUAUUUAUCUUA